This is a messenger RNA of Cuscuta epithymum, 1507 nucleotides long. NCBI's taxonomy places the organism in Eukaryota, Viridiplantae, Streptophyta, Magnoliopsida, Solanales, Convolvulaceae. The record is from the annotation of a GenBank genome assembly.
AAUGAGUUUGUACUCGGAGUAGAUAAACAAAGACACUGAGUGAGUAGUACAUUAGGCGUUUGAACCACCAUUGCUAGGGUAGCACCGGACAGAAGAGCGAUGCCGCAGCGCGGGAAAUUGAUGCCAUAUCUUGACCCGAACAGCACGAAGCUGCUGAACCUCACCGUUCUGCAACGGAUGGAUCCAUUCGUCGAGGAGAUUCUCCUCACCGCAGUUCACGUCGCUUUCUACGAAUUUAAUACCGCGGCGACCCAAUGGAGUCGAAAGGAUGUCGAAGGAUCUCUCUUUGUUGUUAAGAGGACGUCUCAGCCUAGAUUCCGGUUUAUCGUAAUGAAUCGUAGACAUGCAGACAACUUAGUUGAGGAUCUUUUGGGAGAUUUUGAGUUCGAGGUCCAGACGCCAUAUUUAUUAUACCGGAAUUCUGCCCAGGAAGUAAAUGGAAUAUGGUUUUACUAUGAACAUGAAUGUGAAGAGGUUGGAAAUCUAUUCACCAGGAUAUUCAAUGCAUAUUCAAGGGUGCCUACAAAGUCAAAAGUAGUUCCAGUCACGAGUAAAUAUGAAGAGCUGGAAGGAGUUCCAAGCAUGGAGGUAAUUGAUGGUCUAUUGGAGCCAUCAAAUACAACCACUGCCAAUGUCAGAGAUGCUCCUGAUGACCAUACCUUUGUGAACUUUUUCAGUUCUGCAAUGGCAAUUGGGGGUUCUUCCAAUACAGCAGUUCCUGGACAUCCACCCCCUUUACCUACAAGCACUCAUAAUGGCGCGUUUAUGCCUGCAGUGCGUGUCCAAACUCCACCUGUUCCAACAUAUAAUCAUAUAAUGCAUUUCUUUGACGCACCACCUCAAACAGACAGCAGCAGUAUGAGGUCAACAAAUUUGAUAAAUCCAUCUUUGUUUUUCGGUCCACAGCCUUCUUCCGCUUCUUCUCCAUUAUUAAUACCUCCAACCUCUGCGUCUGCGACCAUGCCUACUGCUCCUCCACUUCAGCCUUCUGCGGGAACUCUACAACGCCCAUAUGGUGCUCCUCCACUUCAGCCUUCUGCGGGAACUCUACAACGCCCAUAUGGUGCUCCUUUGCUUCAACCAUUCCCUCCACCUUCACCUCCUCCAUCACUUAAUCCUGAUGUUGCUCCAAAUAAUGAGAUUGUUAUUACCAGAGACAAGGUCCGUGAGGCCCUUUUCACCCUCGUUCAGGACAAUGUGUUUAUUGACAUGGUUCAUCAGGCGCUGCAGAAUGUUCUUCAUUGAAAGAUGAAUUUGAAGAAUCACUCUGUUGCCAAAAUUAAUGUUCACUGUUUUUGUUUGCAACUAGAGGAGUGAGAUUUUUGUUUAAUGUGUAUUGCUCCAAUCGAUAGAUACCUUGUGCAGCUGUAGAUAACAUGAUAUUUUCUGUGUCUGAGACAGAUCCAUGUAUAUAUAACUCAGUAGUAUUUUUAGUAGAUUUGUAUUUUGUGAUAUCAGACUCAAGGGUAGUAGUUAUAGUGCCUAAACAUAUACUACAGCAAUAUGC